AUGGCCCAACUCAGCCAAAACACCACACCACCCGAUCAUCUCAUAAAUCCAGCCAACCCCUUCUAUCUUCAUCCCGGUGAAAAUCCAGCCGUUGUUCUUGUCUCACCUCCUCUAACAGAGACCAAUUUCCAUCAAUGGCAACGCGAAAUGUUGGUAGCCCUAGAAACCAAGAACAAGGAAAGAUUCGUCAAUGGAAGUCUUCAUUGCCCUCCUAUCAACGAUCCCCUUCAUGAUGCUUGGGGACGCUCCAACCGAAUGAUUAUGUCUUGGCUGAUACGUUCGAUGACACCUUCCAUCAAGAAGUCUGUGAUGUGGAUGGAUACUGCAGUUGAAAUUUGGAACGACCUCAAAGAACGGUUUUCGCAUUCAGAUAAAUUUCGGGUGGCCGAUCUUCAAGAUCAAAUUACACAUUGUAAACAAGGUGAAUCCAGUGUAUCUGAGUAUUAUACAAGAUUAAAGAUCUUGUGGAAAGAGAUAGAAUUGUACCGGUGCGUUCUGGUUUGUACUUGUUCCACGCCAUGUUCGUGUGGUCUUCUUCCAAGAUUACAGAAAGAAAGGGAAGAUGAUUGCGUUAUCAGAUUCUUACGCGGCUUGAAUGAUGAUUACUCGCAGGUUCGUUCUCAGGUCAUGAUGAUGGACCCAAUGCCUUCCAUUAUCAAAACCUUCUCUAUGAUCUUGCAACAUGAACGGGAAUUUGUAAGCACAUCUUCCUCCACUCAAGAAUUAGUUGCUUUUUCUGUCCAAUCUAAAGAACCCCACAAGCCUAACAAUAACCCUCCCACUGGAUCUGUCAAGAAUGCCAAUUUUGGUAAAUCAAAUAGAAAAAGAGUAUGCUUAACGGAAUAA
Messenger RNA from Vigna unguiculata (cowpea), 846 nucleotides. RefSeq lists its product as uncharacterized. Lineage: Eukaryota; Viridiplantae; Streptophyta; Magnoliopsida; Fabales; Fabaceae. The record is from RefSeq and is a predicted model, not a curated record.